This is a messenger RNA of Nycticebus coucang (slow loris), 3985 nucleotides long. RefSeq names its product zinc finger protein 724-like. Gene Ontology annotation, biological process: negative regulation of transcription by RNA polymerase II. The transcript is spliced from 6 exons. Gene Ontology annotation, molecular function: DNA-binding transcription repressor activity, RNA polymerase II-specific. The record is from RefSeq and is a predicted model, not a curated record. Bases 268 to 2412 code for a protein of 714 amino acids. Lineage: Eukaryota; Metazoa; Chordata; Mammalia; Primates; Lorisidae.
GACAUAUUCUAAUCUCAGGAACCAUGCACUCAAAAUGGCAACCAUCUUUGGCAGCACUUACAUCUGUGAACAGACUUUUUCCAGAAUGAAACAUCUGAAAUCUCCAACCAGAUCUAGACUAACUGAUACACACUUGCAUCACUUGCUACGACCAGCAGUGACAAAUAUGGAACCAGACAUUGACCAUCUCAUUAGCGAAAAGCAGGCCCAUAGUUCCCAUUGAAAUACUGGGGAAAGUAUGAAGGCAGUCCCCCAUUACCACAAAUUAUGCAGUCCAGUUUCCCACAUUUGGGGAAAUCACAGCACAUUUGGAGUGCAAUGGAUAAAUCUCACCUUGGGAAAGCUACCUUUGUGAUCAUGGUGUCUUCCCUGUCAGGUACUGGGACAUUUGUAGAGAGGACACCGGGACACCCCGGAAGCUGGGAAAUGGAACUGUUGACAUUCAGAGAUGUGUCUGUAGAAUUCUCUAUGGACGAGUGGGCCUGCCUGGACCCUGCUCAGCAGAAUUUGUAUCGGGAUGUCAUGUUGGAGAACUACAGACACCUGGUCUUCCUUGGGCUUGCUGUCUCUAAGCCAGACCUCAUCACCUAUCUGGAGCAAAGCAAAGAACCCUGGAAGGUGAAGACACACCAGACAGUAGUCAAGCACCCAGUUACGUCUAAUGAUUCUACCCGGGACAGUUCACAAGUGCUGGGCGCAAACAUUUUAUUACCAAGGAUAAUCCUGAGAAGAUAUCAAAAUGAUGGCCCUGAGAAUUUAAACUCAAUAAAAUACUGGGAUCGGGUGUCUGAGUGUAAGCAGCAGAAAGUAUGUUAUGAUGGUCUGGAUGAAUGUUUGACAGCUCUGCAUGGUAAAAUCUACCAAUGCAGUAAAGGUUUCAAGGUUUUGAGAAAAUUAUCAAGUAUAAAUAGACAUAAGAUAAUAUAUACUGGGGAGGAAACUUUUGACUGUAAAAAACAUGGGAAAGCCUUAAACCUAUGCUCAAACUUUGGAAAACAUAAGAAAACUCAUUUUGUGGAAAAGCAGUACAAAUGCAAAGAAUUUUGCAAAGUCUUUAAAUCUUGCUCAAGCUUGUUUAAGCACAGGGGACUUCAUACUGGACAGAAAAUCUACUGUUGUGAAAAUGAUGACAAGUGUCUUAGCCACAGCUCAAAAUAUUCUAACCAUAAGACAAUUUAUAAUGGAGAGAAACCCUACAAAUGUAAAGAAUGUAACAAAACCUUUAACCAUUACUCAACCCUUUCUCUACAUAAAAAAAAUCAUUUUGGAGAGAAACCCUACAAAUGUGAAGAAUGUGGUAAAGCCUUUAACCAUUACUCAACCCUUUCUAGACAUAAAAUAAUUCAUUCCGGGGAGAAACCCUACAAAGGUGACGGAUAUGGCAAAUCCUUUUACCAGUACUCAACCCUUUCUGUACAUAAAAGAAUUCAUUCUGGAGAGAAACCCUACAAAUGUGAAGAAUGUGGAAAAGCUUUUAACAAGUGCGCACACCUUUCUGCACAUAAAAGAAUUCAUUCUGGGGAGAAACCCUACAAAUGUGAACAAUGUGGUAAAGCCUUUAACCGUUCCUUUACCCUUUCUGUACAUAAAAGAAUUCAUUCUGGAGAGAAACCCUACAAAUGUGAAGAAUGUGGAAAAGUCUUUAACCAUUCCUCAACCCUGUCUGUACAUAAAAGAAUUCAUUCUGGGGAGAAACCCUACAAAUGUGAAGAAUGUGGCAAAGCCUUUAACCAGUACUCACACCUUUCUGUACAUAAAAGAAUUCAUUCUGGGGAGAAACUGUACAAAUGUGAUAAAUGUGGAAAAGCCUUUAAGCUAUAUUCAUGUCUUUCUAGACAUAAAAGAAUUCAUUCUGGGGAGAAACCUUACAAAUGUGAAGAAUGUGGCAAAGCCUUUAACUGGUCCUCAACCCUUUCUGUACAUAAAAGAAUUCAUUCUGGAGAGAAACCCUACAAAUGUGAAGAAUGUGGAAAAGCCUUUAACCGGUACUCACACCUUUCUGCACAUAAAAGGAUUCAUUCUGGGGAGAAACCCUACAAAUGUGAAGAAUGUGGCAAAGCCUUUAACCAGCGCUCACACCUUUCUGUACAUAAAAGAAUUCAUUCUGGGGAGAAACUAUACAAAUGUGAAGAAUGUGGAAAAGCCUUUAAACUAUAUUCAUGUCUUUCUAGGCAUAAAAGAAUUCAUUCUGGAGAGAAACCCUACAAAUGUGAAGAAUGUGGAAAAGCCUUUAACCGUUACUCAAACUUUUCUGUACAUAAAAGAAUUCAUUCUGGGGAGAAACCCUACAAAUGUGAAGAAUGUGGAAAAGCCUUUAGGCAUUACUCAACCCUCUCUGCACACCAAAGAAUUCAUUCUGAGGAAAAACCGUAUAAAUAUCUAGAAUGUGGAAAAGCCUUUUAUCAUUACUGAAAUUCUUUAACCAGUACUCACACCUUUCUGUACAUAAAAAAAUUCAUUCUGGAGUGAAAUGUUAGAAAUAUGAAUAGUGGGGCUAACCCUUUAACUCAGAAUCAAGCCAGCCUAUACAUUAAAAAAAAAAUGAGAUAACAUUGAAACCCUAGAUAUAUGAAGAAUGUGUCAGUACCUUACUUGGUGUUCAUAACUUACAAAGCUUAUAGGAAUUUACACUGGAGAGAAAUCCUACAACUGUGAACAGUGUGGCAAUGCACUUAACCAGAGCUCAAACUUUACUACAUGUAAGAAAAUUCAUAUUGGGGCGGCGCCUGUGGCUCAGUGAGUAGGGCGCCAGCCCCAUAUGACGAGUGUGGCGGGUUCAAACCCAGCCCCGGCCAAACUGCAACAAAAAAAUAGCCAGGUGUUGUGGUGGGCACCUGUAGUCCCAGCUACUCCGGAGGCUGAGGCAAGAGAAUCAUGUAAGCCCAAAAGCUGGAGGUUGCUGUGAGCCGUGUGACGCCACGGCACUCUACUGAGGGCAGUAAAGUGAGAGACUGUCUCUACAGAAAAAAAAAAAAGAAAAUUCAUAUUGGAGAGAAAUCUUACAAGUGAGAAUAAUAUGACAAAUGUUUUAACUGAUUCUUGGCCCUUAGUAAACAUAAGAAAAAUGUCAGAGAAAAAUCACAAUAUGAAGGUGUGUGGAAGCUUUAUGCCACAAAUCACAGUUUUCUGUACACAGUAGUAUUCAUGUUGAACAGGAAGGCUAUAAACGUGAAGAAGGUGACAAGUGUUUAACUCCUCUUCAAACCUUUCUCUAUAAAAUUUAUGACAGAGAAAACCCCUACAACUAUGAAGACAGUGUCGAAUCCUAUAACCAGGUUUCACACAUUUCAGUGCAGAACAGUAUUCAUAGAGAUAUUCUACAUAUGUGAAGAAUAUGACAGUGUCUUUAAAUAUUUCUCAUACUUUUCUAAUCAUAAUUCAUACGGAAGAAAUGCUCUACAAAUGUCAAUGAUUUCUUAAAGUUGUGUUUUUCCUGUUUGGUAGGGCUAGGGAGAGACAGGGGCAGAUGAUUCUAGGGCAUCCUUGUCCAUAAUGAGAAGGAACAAAAUUACCAGAGUGGGCUGCCAAGAAAGAAAAGCAUUUCAGGAAGGCUUUCAAAAACUGAACUGAUGUAUGCUUUACAAAAAUGACUCUCAGAGGUAAAGAGGCCCCAGUGUGGAGAUAUGGCCAAGGCCACAAAAAGGAGUCUUUGCAGCAUGCAUACAAGUAAGGUGACAGUAGCCUCAAGGGACCUAUUUUCAUAAACAGUAAAAUUUUCACCACUUUUAUCACAGUUUACAAAUACUAUGACAAAGUCUGGAAAUUGCUUUACAGGGAUAGAAAUGGGAGGACUCUCCAUUCGGGAAUUUUCCCCCUUUUUCACAAAAAUAGUAAAUAUAUUACCCCCACCACCACUUAACAUAGAUUUGGAAAAUUAUAAUGAAGGGGAAAAAAAUCUCACUAACCCAGGGUGUUCUCCACUUGAUAAGGUAAAUGUUUUCCUUCUUUGGAGUGUACUGUGCUUUAAUAAACUUUGACCUUUUGC